This is a messenger RNA of Miniopterus natalensis, 2830 nucleotides long. Lineage: Eukaryota; Metazoa; Chordata; Mammalia; Chiroptera; Miniopteridae. The record is from RefSeq and is a predicted model, not a curated record.
CCUGGGUCCGCAGCCGCCGCCUCCUCUCCCGGCCCAUGUAUUUUUAAUGAGCUCCCCAGGCUUCUGCAGCGGGCAGGACGCAGAAAGGCAUGCCCAGGCCCAGGCCUGUGGCCCCAGCCCUGCCCAGAGCCCUGGCCCCCCUACCCUUCUGGGCAUGAGAGGGUGGCCCUGGGGCCCUGAAGCCCCCUGGCCGGGCAGGGCUCUCCAUGCAGCUCUUCCUGAAGAUGGAUUCAAGCCCAGACAAUGACAGCUGGUUGGAGGAUCAGUGGGAGCACUGGCUCACCCAUGACAUCAGCCUGGAGGAGUUUGAGGAUGAAGACCUCUCAGAGAUCACGGAUGAGUGCGGCAUCAGUCUGCAGUGCAAAGACACCCUGUCCUUACGGGUAAGGUGGGUUCCCAGGAGCCCAAGUGGGGUGGCAGAAUGGGUAGGGAUAAGAUUGAGGGCAUCCCCAAAUCUACAAAGGGGCUUUCAGGGUCUGUACGGCACCCUCAUUAAAGAUUCUGACACGCUGAAUAAUAAUUCUCUGGGCAAGAAGCACAGUUGGCAGGAUCGGGUGUCUCGAUCAUCCUCACCCCUGAAGACAGGGGAGCAGACACCGCCACACGAACACAUCUGCCUGAGCGAUGAGCUGCCCCCCCAGAGCAGCCCCGCCCCCACCACAGACCGAGGCACCUCCACCGACAGCCCUUGCCGCCGCAGUGCUGCCACCCAGAUGGCACCUCCCAGUGGCCCUCAGGCUGCCCCACCUGGUGGCCGGGGCCACUCGCAUCGGGACCGCAUCCACUACCAGGCGGAUGUGCGGCUAGAGGCCACCGAGGAGAUCUACCUGACACCAGUACAGAGGCCCCCAGACCCUGCAGAGCCCACCUCCGCCUUCUUGCCGCCAGCUGAGAGCCGGAUGUCAGUCAGCUCUGAUCCAGAUCCUGCCACCUACCCCUCAGUGGCAGGGCGGCCACAUCCCUCCAUCAGUGAGGAGGAUGAGGGCUUCGACUGCUUGUCCUCCCCAGAGCGGGCUGAGCCACUAGGAGGGUGGCGGGGGAGCCUGGGGGAGCCUCCGCCNCCACCACACACAUUGGCCAUCGCCACCGACACGCUGAAUAAUAAUUCUCUGGGCAAGAAGCACAGUUGGCAGGAUCGGGUGUCUCGAUCAUCCUCACCCCUGAAGACAGGGGAGCAGACACCGCCACACGAACACAUCUGCCUGAGCGAUGAGCUGCCCCCCCAGAGCAGCCCCGCCCCCACCACAGACCGAGGCACCUCCACCGACAGCCCUUGCCGCCGCAGUGCUGCCACCCAGAUGGCACCUCCCAGUGGCCCUCAGGCUGCCCCACCUGGUGGCCGGGGCCACUCGCAUCGGGACCGCAUCCACUACCAGGCGGAUGUGCGGCUAGAGGCCACCGAGGAGAUCUACCUGACACCAGUACAGAGGCCCCCAGACCCUGCAGAGCCCACCUCCGCCUUCUUGCCGCCAGCUGAGAGCCGGAUGUCAGUCAGCUCUGAUCCAGAUCCUGCCACCUACCCCUCAGUGGCAGGGCGGCCACAUCCCUCCAUCAGUGAGGAGGAUGAGGGCUUCGACUGCUUGUCCUCCCCAGAGCGGGCUGAGCCACUAGGAGGGUGGCGGGGGAGCCUGGGGGAGCCUCCGCCGCCCCCACGGGCCUCGCUGAGCUCGGACACCAGCGCGCUGUCCUACGACUCAGUCAAGUACACGCUGGUGGUGGAUGAGCAUGCUCAGCUGGAGCUGGUGAGCCUGCGGCCGUGCUUCGGAGACUACAGUGACGAGAGUGACUCGGCCACUGUCUAUGACAACUGCGCCUCUGUCUCCUCACCCUACGAGUCAGCCAUCGGGGAAGAAUAUGAGGAGGCGCCCCGGCCACGGCCCUCUGCCUGCCUCUCCGAGGACUCCACGCCCGACGAACCCGACGUCCACUUCUCCAAGAAGUUCCUGAACGUCUUCAUGAGUGGCCGCUCUCGCUCCUCCAGUGCAGAGUCCUUUGGGCUCUUCUCCUGUGUCAUCAACGGGGAGGAGCAGGAGCAGACCCACCGGGCCAUAUUCAGGUUUGUGCCUCGACAUGAAGACGAACUUGAGCUGGAAGUGGAUGACCCUCUGCUGGUGGAGCUGCAGGCUGAGGACUACUGGUAUGAGGCCUACAAUAUGCGCACAGGGGCCCGGGGCAUCUUUCCUGCCUACUAUGCCAUCGAGGUCACCAAGGAGCCUGAACAUAUGGCAGCCUUGACCAAAAACAGCGACUGGGUGGACCAGUUUCGGGUGAAGUUCCUGGGCUCAGUCCAGGUUCCCUACCACAAAGGCAAUGACGUCCUCUGUGCCGCUAUGCAAAAGAUCGCCACCACCCGCCGGCUCACCGUGCACUUUAACCCGCCCUCCAGCUGCGUCCUAGAGAUCAGUGUGAGGGGUGUGAAGAUAGGCGUCAAGGCUGAUGACUCCCAGGAGGCCAAGGGGAAUAAAUGUAGCCACUUUUUCCAGUUAAAAAAUAUAUCUUUCUGUGGAUACCAUCCAAAGAACAACAAGUACUUUGGGUUUAUCACUAAGCACCCUGCUGACCACCGGUUUGCCUGCCAUGUCUUUGUGUCUGAAGAAUCCACCAAAGCCUUGGCAGAAUCUGUGGGGAGAGCCUUUCAGCAGUUCUACAAGCAGUUUGUGGAGUACACCUGCCCCACAGAAGACAUCUACCUGGAGUAGCAGCGCUGCCCUGCCCUCUGCAUCCCCCGGCCCUCGGGCCAGUGCCAGGACAGCUGGCUGCUGAUGGGACAUGGCACUUCUUGAGGAGGGGCACCUGCCAUCGCCAGAGGGUGGGGAAGUGGAAGCUGUUG